CCAUAUCAUUGGCAGGGAAUCUUCACUUCUCUUCCGCCAUUAGAGAGGAUAACGAACCUUGGCUAAGCUACUAAUCACUGUUUACCAAUUGGGCGACACUUGUUUCUCCGUGUAGUUGAUGCAGCUGAUCGCGAGGGAGAGGGGAGAUUAUAUGAUUAACACUUGCAAAUGAUCACCAACGACAGUAGCUUUGGCCAUUAAUGCUUGUAUGUGAAUAUACUUGCUUCAUUUUUAUCAAGUCAGGGACAAAUGGCAAACUAUACAUCAAGGGGAGUUCCGACAAAUGGUUCUGUAUAUGUCUGUAAUUUACCCAUUGGUACAGAUGAAGAUAUGUUAGCUGAGCAUUUUGGCACAAUUGGGGUGUUAAAGAAGGACAAAAGAACCGGCCGACCCAAGAUAUGGUUGUACCGUGACAAAGCAACAAAUGAGCCCAAGGGGGAUGCAACUGUCACAUAUGAGGACCCACAUGCUGCAUUAGCUGCUAUUGAUUGGUUCAACAACAAGGAUUUUCAUGGAUCAACAAUUGGAGUCUUUAUUGCGGAGUCUAAAAGCAAAGAUGAUCACUCAUAUAAAUCAUCUACCCAGGUUGGAGACGUGAACCUAGAAAGUAGUUUUGCUGGCAUGGAUGAAGGUUCUAAUGAUAUAAAUGGAGGAGUCGGACAUGGUAGGGGCAGGGGAGAUUCAUCUGGUAAAGGAUGGCAACAAGAAGGGGACUGGAUGUGUCCAAAUACAAGUUGCUCUAAUGUGAACUUUGCAUUUCGCGGUGUUUGCAAUCGUUGUGGCACUGCUCGCCCUGUUGGUGUCUCCGGUGGUUGUGCUGGGGCUGGUGGGCGAGGUAGAGGUCGUGGUAACAAUGACUCAGGUGCUCCUGGUCAUGCAGUUGGUGGUCCUCCUGGUCUAUUUGGUCCAAAUGACUGGUCUUGUCCCAUGUGUGGCAACAUCAAUUGGGCUAAGCGCAUGAAAUGUAACAUCUGCAACACCAACAAACCUGGCCACAAUGAGGGUGGUGUGAGAGGGGGGCGUGGUGGAGGUUAUAAAGAACUUGAUGAAGAAGAGUUGGAAGAAACAAAGCGGCGUCGAAGAGAGGCUGAAGAUGAUGGAGAAAUGUAUGAUGAGUUUGGGAACCUGAAGAAAAAGUUCCGUGCUAAAGCACAGCAAGCUGAAGUUGUCCAGAGCCUCCCUGGUGUUGGGCGUGCAGGAUGGGAGGUGGAAGAAUUAGAGUUUAAGAAAACCAGUGCCGAAAUGGGAAAAGUGUUUGAUGAAAAGUGACCUCGUAAAUUUUGUGACCGUUUAGUUUGUGAUUGACAUUUCUCUGAUAUCAACGGCUUCUACUGUUUGUCCCUUCCAACAACACCCAUUGCGUCAAGUCGUUUGCUUGCGGCGGCUUAUGAUGAUUGUUAACAGAGGUAUGGUUUGGAGAUGAAUUCCUGUUUUAUUGUACUAAGCUGUUUCCUCUCUCAUGAAUGGUUUUGCGCUGCCUGUUUGGCACCUUUUUUUGGCAUCUGAGUUUUCUUUUUGCAUACCUAAAAGAUUUUGGUGCAAUUAUUGAAUUUAUUGUUAUGAAAUUUGGGAAGUGUGUGGUUAACAAGGAGAAUAAAUUGUUCAUUUUUUC
Cuscuta campestris is the source of this 1612-nucleotide messenger RNA. The record is from the annotation of a GenBank genome assembly. Lineage: Eukaryota; Viridiplantae; Streptophyta; Magnoliopsida; Solanales; Convolvulaceae.